This is a messenger RNA of Temnothorax curvispinosus, 474 nucleotides long. RefSeq lists its product as uncharacterized. The record is from RefSeq and is a predicted model, not a curated record. The coding region runs from base 1 to 474 and encodes 157 amino acids. The transcript has a single exon. Lineage: Eukaryota; Metazoa; Arthropoda; Insecta; Hymenoptera; Formicidae.
AUGCCGGCUCCCCCGAAAACGGCGGCGGUGACGGUCACUGUCCCGGGGGGGUCGCCGGCGUCGUACGCUGAGGUCCUCAGGACGGCGAGAGAAAGGGUCUCUCUCGCCGCCUUGGGAGUGGCAAGAGUAUCUUGCAGACGGGCUAUCACCGGGGGCCUCGUGAUAGAGGUCCCCGGAGAUGAACAGGGAGAGAAGGCGGACUUUUUGGCGCGGCAGGUAAGUGCCGCGCUGGAGGGUUCCGGGGUGCGGGUCUCCAGGCCUGUCAGGUGCGUCGGGCUGCGCUUGGUGGGCCUGGAUGACUCCGUCACCCCGGCGGAGAUCAGGGCCGCCAUCACCGCGGACGGUGGCUGUAGGGAGGGCGACGUGACUGUCGGGGAGAUAGUCCGUCGCCCUCAGGGAAUGGGUGUGACGUGGGCGCGGUGUCCGGUGGGCGCCGCGAACAAGAUUAUAAAGAAGGGGUUUUCCUUCCUCUAG